Messenger RNA from Gossypium raimondii (Peruvian cotton), 3221 nucleotides. Its product is annotated as alpha-glucosidase. The record is from RefSeq and is a predicted model, not a curated record. Gene Ontology annotation, biological process: carbohydrate metabolic process. The transcript is spliced from 5 exons. NCBI's taxonomy places the organism in Eukaryota, Viridiplantae, Streptophyta, Magnoliopsida, Malvales, Malvaceae. Gene Ontology annotation, molecular function: hydrolase activity, hydrolyzing O-glycosyl compounds; carbohydrate binding. Bases 272 to 2992 code for a protein of 906 amino acids.
CUUUUCUUAAAGUUCUUUCAAUAUUUUAUAUUCUCGCCAACAAUCUCUUCACCCAAUAAAAGCUCCAUGGCUGAUUGCAGAGAUAUCGCCAGAUAUUGUUUUCUUAUGCAUACAUCUUAGGAUCUCAAAUUGAAUCAUUGAAGACGAAGACCUAUUAAAUAAAAUAUGCAUUAUAUGGCAGACUACGAAAGCGACACCUUAUCCUCUUGGUCCUCCAUUGGAAUAAAACCAGUAGUUCAUACAGACAAUCCAGUCUGAAACCCCAAAAACCAUGAAUACAACACAAAAAAAGGACUUGCUACAUCAUCUUUUAUUGUUUUUUAUUAUCUUUUCUGCUACUUCUUCUUACUUGGCCGUUGUUCAUGGGGUUAAUGAAGCAGUUGGUUAUGGCUACAAACUGAAAUCUGUUUCCGUUGACCCGGAGCAAAAAUGGUUGGCCGCCGAUCUUUCUCUUAUCCGCAACUCCUCUGUUUAUGGACCUGAUAUUCAAAAUCUCAAUCUUUUCGUCAGCUUCGAGACAAGCGAUCGUUUGAGAAUCAGAGUUACAGAUUCAGGGCAUCAAAGAUGGGAAAUCCCACAAGAAAUUAUUCCUCGUCAAUCCCAAAAUCCUUUCAGCCUCGGCUCACCAGCAAACUACCAGACACGGAAGCUAAUGGAAACACGCUCGGUGUCGGACCCAACAUCGGACCUCAUUUUCACUCUCCAAAACACCACACCAUUCGGGUUCACGGUGAAACGCCGAUCCUCCGGCGACACCCUUUUCGACGCAUCACCGGACCCAUCGGACCCACGCACUUUCUUGGUGUUCAAGGAACAAUACAUCCAACUCUCCUCGGCGCUGCCUGAAAACAGGUCGUCUCUGUACGGACUCGGGGAACACACGAAGAGAUCGUUCAAGUUACAACACGACGACACGUUGACGUUAUGGAAUGCGGAUUUAGCGAGUGCUAAUCUUGACUUCAAUCUUUAUGGAUCGCAUCCCUUUUACAUUGACGUAAGAUCAGCAUCUGGUAGUGGCAGAAUUGCGGCAGGAACUAGCCAUGGAGUAUUGUUGUUUAAUAGCAACGGAAUGGACAUAGUCUAUGGAGCAAACCGGAUAACUUACAAGGUCAUUGGAGGUAUUAUAGACUUGUAUGUUUUUGGUGGACCAUUGCCCCACACCGUCGUGCAGCAGUAUACUGAACUUAUUGGCCGCCCUGCUCCCAUGCCUUAUUGGUCCUUCGGAUUCCAUCAGUGCCGAUAUGGUUACAAAAACGUUUCUGACCUCGAGGGUGUGGUUGCUGGCUACGCCAAAGCUAACAUCCCUCUGGAAGUUAUGUGGACGGACAUCGAUUACAUGGAUGGAUUUAAGGACUUCACUCUUGACCCCGUCAACUUCCCGGAGGACAAGAUGAAACAACUCGUCGAUAAGCUUCAUCGGAAUGGUCAAAAAUAUGUGGUCAUCAUAGAUCCCGGUAUCAGUGUAAACAGUUCAUAUGGAAGCUACAUCAGAGGGAUGCAAGCUGAUAUAUUCAUAAAAAGAGAUGGCAUCCCUUAUUUGGGUGAAGUUUGGCCUGGUCGAGUCUACUUUCCAGAUUUUGUAAACCCUCAAACACUAACAUAUUGGGGUGGUGAGAUCAAGUUGUUUCGAGACAUUCUCCCUGUUGAUGGUCUUUGGCUCGACAUGAAUGAGGUAUCCAACUUCAUAACAUCCCCUCCAACGCCAAAUUCAGCCUUGGAUGAUCCUCCUUACAAGAUCAACAACCAGGGAAUUCAACGACCCAUUAAUAACAAAACAGUUCCUGCAACUGCUCUGCAUUUUGGUAACCUGACAGAAUACGAUGUUCAUAACCUGUAUGGUUUACUGGAAUGCAAAGCAACUCAUGCGGCAUUGACCAAUCUGACCGGCAAACGCCCAUUUAUACUUAGCAGAUCAACGUUUGUAAGCUCUGGGAAAUAUACAGCACACUGGACUGGUGACAAUGCAGCCACCUGGGAGGAUUUGGCUUAUACAAUUCCAUCCAUUUUGAACUUCGGACUCUUUGGAAUUCCAAUGGUUGGCGCUGAUAUAUGCGGCUUUUCGGGGAAUACCACUGAAGAGCUGUGCAGGCGAUGGAUUCAACUAGGGGCAUUUUACCCUUUCGCUAGAGAUCACUCGGAGCUUCAUUCAAUCCGGCAAGAGCUCUAUAUCUGGGAUUCAGUGGCUGCCACAGCUAGGAAAGUGCUGGGCCUCCGGUACCGCCUGUUGCCAUACUUUUACACCCUAAUGUACGAGGCACACACGAAAGGGACUCCCAUUGCAAGGCCUCUGUUCUUCACAUUCCCUCAAGAUGUUCACACUUACGAAAUCAAUUCACAGUUUCUGGUAGGUAAAGGUAUAAUGGUUUCACCUGCAUUACAUCCGGGAGUAGUUUCAGUCGAUGCUUAUUUCCCGACAGGAAACUGGUUCGACCUCUUCAAUUACUCCAACUCAGUGAGCGCAACAUCCGGGAAAUACUUCACACUCGCUGCACCACCUGAUCAUAUAAACGUUCAUGUCCGAGAAGGAAACAUCAUAGCCAUGCAAGGAGAGGCAAUGACGACGAAAGCCGCUCGGGAAACGCCGUUCCAACUCCUGGUGGCCGUCAGCAACACGGAGAACAUCACUGGGGAACUAUUCUUGGACGACGGAGAGGCAGUGGAGAUGGGAGAAGGUGGGGGAAAGUGGAGUUUUGUGAGAUUUCAUGGAGCAGAUUCCGGUGAUAGCGUAUCUGUUAGAUCGGAGGUUGAGAAUGGAGAGUAUGCUUUGAGUCAAAAAUGGAUGAUAAAUAAAGUGACAUUCGUGGGGUUGGAAAAAAGGAGGAGGGUGAAGGGGUAUGAGUUAAGCCCUGGAAACACAAGAAUUUUGAAUGGAAAGCCAAUUUUGAAGCCAAAAUUAGGCAAGGAUGCCCAAUUCCAAGUUGUGGAGAUAACAAGACUGAUGCUACCUGUCGGAGAGGAGUUCAAUUUGCAACUCAAAACUCCCCAAAGUUAGUUAGAUUUUUAGUAAGAGCCACAUCUAUGGUGUCUCACUCACUCAUUUUCCCUCGAAAUCAGAAUCAAUAAAAUAAGUUAAUAUCCGUGGCACCAAUUUCUACUGCCAAUUUCUUUUAGAAUUCAUAAAAUGAAUGGGGUCGGAGAAAAGCUCUCUCAAUAGUGUUUUUUUUUUCAUUUAUAAAACUUAACCUUAAUAUUCAGUUUAAGGGGCAUUAAGUUCUUUGCCA